This is a messenger RNA of Funneliformis caledonium, 468 nucleotides long. NCBI's taxonomy places the organism in Eukaryota, Fungi, Glomeromycota, Glomeromycetes, Glomerales, Glomeraceae. The record is from the annotation of a GenBank genome assembly.
AUGAAACAGUUUCAAUUGUGGGAAAUUGAAAGUGUUAGCACACCUUUUCAGGAAAGUAAUGAAAGCUCCCUAGGGAUGACACUUCUAGUGACAACGUAUAGACCACUAUCAGGAACUACCAUACCUAUACCUCAAUCAUCAUCUAACAUACCAUCUUAUAUACAACUACGACAACCAUACCUAGGAGAUAGGAGAGGAGGAACCUCAAGUAGAAUACCUCGAAGAGUUACAUUUAAUACCAGUAAUGAUAGAAGGUCUCUAUCUCCUGUUAGGGUAGAAAAUGUUCAACAAUUAGUAGCCUUAACAUUAUCCAAUAAUCAAUCGUCAAGACCAUCAAAUUUGAGGGUAACAACUCCAUCAGUAGGAAAUACAAAUAGUAGAUCAUCAUUGGAAAAUCCCUACAAUUUUUCUCAAGCAACUCAAUAUAGUCAUAUAUUUAAUCCCUUGACACCACUUGAUCCUCUUUGA